Ornithorhynchus anatinus (platypus) is the source of this 3252-nucleotide messenger RNA. RefSeq names its product aryl-hydrocarbon receptor repressor (gene AHRR). Gene Ontology annotation, molecular function: nuclear receptor activity; transcription cis-regulatory region binding; protein dimerization activity. The record is from RefSeq and is a predicted model, not a curated record. Gene Ontology annotation, cellular component: aryl hydrocarbon receptor complex; nucleus. Lineage: Eukaryota; Metazoa; Chordata; Mammalia; Monotremata; Ornithorhynchidae. Gene Ontology annotation, biological process: regulation of transcription by RNA polymerase II.
GGACCCCAAGGCCGGCGCCCCCCGCCCGGGGCCGUCCGAGGAGGGACGCGAGGGCCAAAGAAAAUGAUUCCACCGGGGGAGUGUAUGUAUGCUGGAAGGAAAAGAAGAAAACCUAUACAAAAACAAAAGCCAACAUCGGGAAACGAAAAGUCCAACCCUUCAAAGAGGCACAGAGAUCGUCUGAACGCGGAAUUGGACCAUUUGGCAAGCCUCCUGCCUUUCCCGCCGGACAUCAUUGCCAAACUGGACAAGCUCUCAGUCUUGCGCCUCAGUGUCAGCUACCUCAGGGUGAAAAGCUUCUUCCAAGCUAUCCCGGAGAAGCAUUGGAGGAAGCCAGAUGACCCGAUCAAAGGACAUCAUCUAUCCAGUGAGUCUGCCCUGCCGGAAGGGGGAUUGUUGCUAGAGUCUUUAAAUGGUUUUGCUCUGGUGGUGAGUGCCGAAGGAAUGAUAUUUUAUGCAUCAUCAACUAUUGUGGACUAUCUGGGCUUUCAUCAGACGGAUGUAAUGCACCAGAACAUAUACGAUUACAUCCAUGUGGAUGACCGUCAAGAUUUCUGCAGACAGCUUCACUGGGCCAUGAAUCCCCCACAGCUGGCAUUUGGCAGCCCACUUCAGACAGAAACAGGAGAAGACUGUAUUCUCAGUAAGCUGCUCAAGGCCCAGGAGUGUAACAGCACGCCAACGGAGUACUCGGUGUUUCUAACCCGCUGUUUCAUCUGUCGGGUCCGCUGCCUCCUGGACAGCACCUCUGGCUUCCUGACAAUGCAGUUUCAAGGUAAACUCAAGUUUCUGUUCGGGCAAAAGAAGAAGACACCAUCUGGAGCACUGCUACCCCCAAGGCUCUCCUUGUUUUGCAUCGUGGUGCCAAUUCUUCUCCCUUCGGUGGCGGAGAUGAAGAUGAAAAGUGUGCUCUUGAGAGCGAAGCAUAGAGCCGAUGCAGCAGCCCCGACAGACCCCAAAGCAAAGGCUUUGGCGGGUCUGUGUGAAUCGGAGUUUCAUGGGAGAACCAAUUUCCAAGGAGCUAAGAAUAGUGGCGAAAAUGGCAUCUCUCUGUUCAAAAUCAAGUCAAAUGAAGAUGAGUGGCUCUGGGUCCAAGCCAACGGCCAGCGCUUUUACAGGAGUGGCUGCUCUGACUGUGCUGUCGCUCCUCAGCCAACUGCCAACCUCCGUGCCAGGGAGGAGGGGGAGCCCCUUCCCCCAUCUCACAGCACCUCUGGAAUGCCAGGCCGAAGGGAAAUGCCGCCGCAGCCCAGUGGCUCCGUGGAGACCCUGGGACAGAUGGAACACCUGCACUGGGCGACAGAAAUGGGCAGUCAGGAUGGAGUCAGGCGGAAACUCAAACCAAAUAAGACGGAGAAGUGUUUGGGGCAGGAGGGACCAUUCGGGGCUUGGGUGUCCCUUUCAGGAGUCCAAGGCAUUCACCACUCUAACAGCAUCUCAGCUUUCCGAAGUGCCACCCACUCUCCACCGAUGGGUCCGCACGGCUACGCUUUUCCCAGCCGAAUAAUCAGACCUUCCCCCGGCGGAGAGCAAAAUCCACUGAACCCCCGUUCCCACCACGGGCCCUCGGAGACCUUCCAGUCCUGUUCGGGUUUCCAGCAUUUUGCCAUGGGGGGCUACGCUGCCGAAAACGUCAAAUCGCAAAAUACGGAGGCCAUCUGCGAACCGUUGUUGCCCCUCGAUAUGCCCAUCAAAUUGGAAAACGAUUCCGAUUCAGAUCAUGGAGCAGACUGCUUUGCAAUUUCACAAAACCACGGGUGGUUGGGAGAGAAAAGGCAGCUAACCAGCCUCCCUCCUAGGAUGCACUUUAAAACCGAACUGGAUGCCUGCGAGCACCUGGUUCCCUGUGACAACCCGAAGCAUUACAUCUACCCUCCUUUCGGUGGGCAGUGUGCAGUGAGCCCUCAGCCCCACCAUCGAGCCAUCAGUGGAGCAGGGAAGGAGAUGGCAACCUUGUACCCGCCAAACUGUGCCUACUGGGAGCCGCCACACAGCCUUCAGGACCCAGAGUAUCUCAGCCAGUUGUACCCUCCCGGUUCCGCUAGCACAAGGGCGCAGAGGAAUCACCUGUCUUCCAGGCUGCCGGGGGAGCCUCGGGCCCCAGGAGCGGUCCAGAUGAUUAAGCGGGAGCCCUUGGAUUCCCCACCGUGGGUGGGCCGGGGCCACGUGAGCGUCCAAGGGACAAUGCCUCCGAAAGCCACUGGUCGUCUGUUCUUCCAGUAGCUACAGUCAUUUUCCUGUUGGAAAAGAACAGGACACGUUCCCCCAGUUGGCCACCGGGCCUCCAUCUGGCUCCACUUGAUCUAUCUGCUUGGGCUUCCUUCCCGUCAGCGAUCUGUCUCCUCCAACCGGUACCCCAGGGGCUGGGAGGGGCCUGCUGGGAGCUAUUUCUUCCGCCCAACCUGUUGCCCGGUUUUCACUUUGCAUCCUUCGUGAUUGGUACAUUUGUUUUAAAAAGCUUAGCUAUAAAUGGGUUUAUUGUCUUCCAGGCCUCAGUUGAGACCCCAGGCUGCUCUUUCUGCAGAGUGUUGUUCCCAUUACCGUGGUCCGAGCAGACCAGGGAAGAUGGACAAUUUCACGACUGGCUAACCCAACUUCUUUUAGACACCAUAUUUCAACCUCCUCCCCAUCAGACCUUUUCCGAGCCACUUCCAUUGACCGAUGGGUCUUUCACCUCUUUCCAGCUUCCCUUCCCCUCUUUGGCUGAGACUUUCAUUAGGUGGGAUGGAAGGACUGGCAAAGAGGUUAGAAAUCAGGGGCGAAGCACGAAUCCAGAGGCCUUUUCAUUCCAACGUAUUUAUUGAGUGCUUACCGUGUGCAGAGCACUGUACUAAGCGUUGGGAGAGUAGAAUAUAACAAUAAGCAGACAUAUUCCCUGCCCACUUUUCAAUGAGCAGGAGGUGGGGAAUGGAGGAGGGAAACUGCAGGAGGGCUUGCCCUGGGUUCGGAAAUCACCACCCGCCUCUUUGACCAUGGCCUACGACAGGAGCGGGAAAGAGGAGAAGCCACAGGCUUUGCUUGGAGUAUUCCCUGAAUCCCUAAAGACUGAUUUGAAGUCUCUGAGUCCUGGGACCAAACCUAGUAGUGAGUAACUGCAGUACUGGGGAGCACUAUAGGAUGAGACUAUGCAGUUUAUAGGCACAUUUCCCCCCUGCCUGAGAUUUCUUCGAGAGUCCCAAGUGGCCGGUAAUGAAAUUGGGAGGAAAUCAAUCAGUCAGUCGUAUUUAUUGAGCGCUUAUUGUGUGCAGAGCA